AUGUCAACUGCCCAAAAACCACCUCCAUCCGGAGGAGAUCUUCUUCGUUCUCUUCUGAUGGAACCAACCAUUGCUUCUCAAAAACUCAAGGAUACGGUCAUUCAAACUCUCGGGAUCCGCGAGCAACCAUCAGUAUGGACCCGGCCAUUCGUUUCCACCAACGCCAAUUACCAACCAGUUCCGAAUUUCCCAAUCAAGUAUCACUACAUGUACACCGACGUUGCCGCGAUCCCUUUGCAUCAUUUUUAUAACCCAUCGCUCUACAAUGGAGCCAAAAUCGAUGUCGACGACUAUCUCCCACAGUGUGAUCUCUACUGGCUCCGCAAGACAUACGAGAGAGAUCUCUAUAAGAAAAAGCAGCAAUUGAAAGCUAACAAUCUCGCUCACUGUUCCCUUUCUUUUCAUGCACCGUAUAUUUCAAUCCUCGCAAUUUUACAUGACUGA
Molecule: messenger RNA, 444 nt
Organism: Caenorhabditis briggsae
Lineage: Eukaryota; Metazoa; Nematoda; Chromadorea; Rhabditida; Rhabditidae
Exons: 2
Coding region: 1-444 (147 amino acids)
Source: RefSeq, a predicted model, not a curated record